AUGUCUGUCAUCUCCCACUGCUUUCAUACGCUCUCUCUAUACGUGUGCGUACCGACUCCUCUUGUCACGAGUCCUCGUCCGAUUAUCUAUAGUCAUUCUUUCUCUCUUUCCAGCUCUCUACUUUCAAAUAACUUCGCACACUCAUUUGUUUUGUGUACUAUACGGAAGAUGCCGUCAAAGAACUACGACGAGCAAAGCGACAGCGUCCCUCCGCACGACAGGGCGGAAGCGCUCGCGAUGGAGUACGAGAAUUCGCACCACGAGCGUCCCGGUACAAAGAAGCACAACGAGACACCCAGCCACCAGGGAAAGCCGAAGUCUGUGCGGUGA
This is a messenger RNA of Leishmania major strain Friedlin, 330 nucleotides long. RefSeq lists its product as hypothetical. The transcript has a single exon. Bases 1 to 330 code for a protein of 109 amino acids. NCBI's taxonomy places the organism in Eukaryota, Euglenozoa, Kinetoplastea, Trypanosomatida, Trypanosomatidae. The record is from RefSeq and is a predicted model, not a curated record.